Panicum virgatum (switchgrass) is the source of this 772-nucleotide messenger RNA. RefSeq names its product sec-independent protein translocase protein TATA, chloroplastic-like. Gene Ontology annotation, biological process: protein transport by the Tat complex. Gene Ontology annotation, cellular component: membrane. The record is from RefSeq and is a predicted model, not a curated record. Bases 76 to 534 code for a protein of 152 amino acids. Lineage: Eukaryota; Viridiplantae; Streptophyta; Magnoliopsida; Poales; Poaceae. The transcript has 2 exons.
ACGCUAUCCCAUCGAGACAAAAAUAUCCCCCACCCACGACGAGCGCCAGCAGCAGCAGCAGCAGCAGCAGCAGCCAUGGGGAUAGCCGUGGUCGCUCCCGUCGCGGCGGCCUCCUCCUCCUACCUCGGGGCGCCGCCGAGGCGCGCCGCAGCGCCGGCGCGCGCCCACGUCUCGGCCGCCGGGAUGUCCGCGAGGGCGUCUUUCGGGACCGGGCUCGCGGGGGCGGCCGCGUCGGUGGCCGCGCGGCCGAGGAGGAGGGCCGGCUCGGGGGGCGGCGGGGCGCUCGGGUGCAAGUGCCUGUUCGGGCUCGGGGUGCCUGAGCUCGCGGUUAUCGCCGGCGUCGCCGCGCUCGUGUUCGGGCCCAAGCAGCUCCCCGAGAUCGGCCGCAACAUCGGCAAGACCGUCAAGAGCUUCCAGCAGGCGGCUAAGGAGUUUGAAACUGAACUGAAGAAAGAGCCUGGGGAAGGCGGCGAUGAGCCCCCGCCUGCAACCCCCACGGCGGUAGGCGAUGGGGAGGAGAAAAAGGGGGCUUGAGGCAUCGUCUAGUAGCAAGGAGCACACAUGAGGAUCCAUCUUGUUAGCGUUCUGUAUGUACAACUGUAUUCUGGGCUUCUGGAGUUAGCAGCAAAUGCCUGCCCGUUUAUUUUGGUCACCUUGCAGUUUCAGGCCACAUAGCGAUAUUGUUUGUAGUUUUGUACCCGGGAAGAACAACUUUUCUGUGAAAGAUGUCGUGUUAUUCAAUAAAUAUGAGGCUUACCUUGAGCAUUAUUCA